AUGUGGAAGGGCGCUUUAAGGAAGAGAUUCCCUGGGUUUUCCGCCUUUCACGUUGGCAAAUUUACCUAUCCUAAGUUAUCUUUGUGGCGUGCGCUCUGUGGUUUUGAUCAUAACGAUUCGUCUUCAAUGGCCGCUGGAGCUGCCGAACAGCAUGACUUCCCCAAAGAGGAGGAAAAUAUAUUGAAACUUUGGGAGAAGUUGGAUGCCUUUCAGUCGUGCUUGCGCCAAUCAAAGGACAGACCAAGGUACGGAGUAGAGAAAGUUUAUUUCCGUUAAAGGACCGUAACCUUUUCAUGAAAAUGUGCAGCUGUUUUUUAUGACAAUAAAGAUUCUCCGGUCUUGCUCUACGAUUUUUUCCCCCUACCCCCCCUCCAGUACCCAUUAAUUUGAGUUUCUCAAAUGGUGGAAAAGUUUCCAAUUUUUGUGUAAUGAUUGUGCGUGAGUAAGUGCUACUCAAAGAGAUUUCUUUCUGCAGAAAAUUCAGCUAGGUUUGAUAGUUUCAGCUUUGCACAUGUGUGGUCUUGUAGGAAAACAAUUGUAUUUUUUUUGACAUGAUUCUAGCAGAAUAGGAUUCUCCCCCCUUGUUUGAACCUCAGACAGUUUUGAAAUAAUUUUAGUACGUAUGCAGAGGUACUCUUCACAAAUGAAGGAUCUCAAUAGCUUGAACUCCAGUUUUCUCCAAGCUCUAGAACUCAUAGGACAAAACCUGGUCUCCCUUUCCCUUUCAACCCUUUCACUCCCCGAAACGAUUAACAUGUAACUUCUCCCUUUAAUGUCCAUACACUGUCCAGCAAACAGGUAACGAGAAUGCUCAAUUUUCUUAUCUUUUCCCUAGAAGGUAGGAAACAAAGUAAAUCCACUUAAUUAUCAAAAAGUUUUCAAAGUUGUUGAUGUUUUUUUUAUCCAGGUACAGUUUCUAUGAUGGUCCCCCUUUUGCCACAGGCUUACCUCAUUAUGGACACAUCCUAGCUGGUACUAUAAAGGUAAAGUACUUGGCAACACCUUUCAUUAAGGGACUGUAGAAUAAUUAUGGAUACAUGGUCUUAAGAUUUAAUGGUGUAUUUGUAAUUUAAUCUCAGGAGUUUAACACUGUUAGUCUGAUAAUAUCAACUCAUUGCUAUUACUAAGAAUCAUAGAAUUAUAAGAAAGACAUGUGACACUGACCUAUAAUUUUUAGAGAUGUGUGUGCUCUGUUUUUUUCAAGAAUUCACUUAAAUAGAAUCUUACAUUCAAUUUUUUAUUCCACUUUAUUUCAUCUGAGGUUACAAACUUUGGUAGGAUCAGAGAUAAGUAUCUUUCAGGAAACCAGACAUGAAAUUUUUUAUUUGAGAGGAAAUUAAUAAUUUCUCGAGUGUAGACAUAGGACAUUGAUAAGAUGUGAGGUUAGUUUUCUGGUGGUAACCAGCCUUUAAAUUCAUGUUACAGUACUCAAUUGUCAGUCACAUUCAUUUAGCAAACAGCUGACUGCAUGUUUCGACCAAGGUGGAAAAUGCCAAAGGCAAUAUCGUACCCUGAUGUUAAGUAAGAUGUAAGCUCUUUUUUUGUUAGUGCUAGUGUUACUGUUGCUAAUUUGAGUUACUAUAUUGACAGGACAUAGUCACAAGAUAUGCUCAUCAGUCUGGUUAUCAUGUUGAGAGACGUUUUGGAUGGGACUGUCAUGGUCUUCCAGUGGUGAGAACUUUAAGUUUUCAUGUCUACCUUCAGAAUACAGGUAGACAUUGAUAAAGUUUGAGAUUUUUGGUGCUGGGAAUUGGUACCUUGUGUAAAAAGGAAAUUACAAAGAAAAGUGUCAGUAUAUUGCAAGUAUGAAUUUUUUAAGCCUUUUGUUCUUUUUCUUUUGCAAAGUUCAAUAAUUAGUUACCAAAUACUUACAAUCAAGUUUCACAUCUGAAGAGGAAUUUGUCUUGUUUAUGAGAUUAUUCCUUGUCUUGUAGGAGUAUGAAAUAGACCAGAAGUUGGGUAUCAAGGUAAGAAUAGAUAUACCUCUUUGGUUAAGUAUAUCCAUUGCUGUAGAAUCAUUAACCACAUUAAUCAUUAAGGUGAUUCAUAAUGUGGGUAAAUAACAAUUAGUUUUUAAAUUUUGGAUACAAUUCAUCAUGGAUUAUCAUAAGUGAUUCUUGCAGAAAUAGUCUAUGACUAUGUCUGCAGUUUAUAUGUGCUGAAGUGCUUGGAAAUAGAUGAAUUUUUGGAUUUAAAUUUGUUCCUUUUUCUAGAGUCCAGAUGAUGUGACAAAAAUGGGAAUAGCUAAUUAUAACAAAGAGUGUCGCCAAAUUGUGAUGCGUUACUCCAAUGAAUGGGAGGUAAGUACAACAGACUUAGAUCUUCCUGCAGUUAUUGUUUUUUGUUGUGAAUAUGUUUGUCAAAAUUAUAAAGCCAAUCUUUUGUUGGCUGAUAAUAUUUGAAAAGGAGUGGCUUCUUGCUAAUAUUACUAUUUUACCAGUGCUUUUGAAGAUGUGUAAAUUUUGAUGGUCAAUGGAGUGAAUGAAUGAAAACAUUGUUGUCUAAUAACUGUGUGGUUGUUCAGUUCAUAGUCAAGAGAAUGGGACGAUGGAUUGAUUUUGACAAUGACUAUAAGACACUUUAUCCAUGGUUUAUGGAGUCUGUUUGGUAUGUGUAAUUUCAUGUAUUAAACAGUUAUGUGUCCUCAAUAUAGAAAUUAUUGGUUUUUCCAGUUGCAUUUGUUUAUUAACUAAUGAAAACGAAAACAUUAAUUAACUUUCAUUUUAACUGCUCUUGGUGUAAUAUAUUAUCACCAAAAAAGUUGCAAGACUUAACAUGAACUAUUUGGUUAUGUUCAUCAUCAUAUGAUGUAGUUUUGAACUGAUCUAUGUUAGCCUUUUCAAUAUCAGAUAUAGAGAAGCUGUCACACUGGUCUGGGGGAUUUCAUUAAAAUAAUAUACUUGUUGUUAAGAGUAUACCCAACCAGAGGAAAAAUAAUGUUAAUACGUUGUACAGUCAUAUUUCUUCAUGUACAAUUUGCACAAUGUGGGUGUGCAUUAUUACUGUUCAGUUUUAAUAAAUGUUAGGGUUUUUUUUUUAAUAGGUGGACAUUUAAACAGAUUUAUGAAAAAGACUUGGUCUAUAGAGGAUUCAAGGUGUUGUAUCAUAUGUCUUUAUAGCUCUGCUUUUGAUAGAAAUUAUUUUUAGAGAAAAUUAUAUUAAAGGGAAGAGAAGACCAUUUUUUAAUAAACAAAUAGUUGAAUAAUCAGAUAAUUUGACAUCAGUUGAAAAUUCUAAGGCUUAAAUUCUUUUGUCCUAAAACUGAUUGUUGAUUAAUAUUCUACUUAUUAUCCUCUAGGUUAUGCCAUAUUCCACAAGAUGUAACACUCCAUUGUCAAACUUUGAAGCAAAUCAAAACUACAAGGAAACUAUGGAUCCAUCUGGUUAGAAUCCCUUCAAAGUUUUGUAAAUUUGGUUAUGAUUGUAAUUUUGUUUGUGGGUUUUGAUUGAGAGUCUUGGAGAAGUCCUUGAAAUUUGUUUGGGUUACAAACCCUGUGUUAGGUUUUAAUUUUGCAGUGCCUUGAUUUGUAUGAUGAAGUUUACUUGGAGCUGCAUGCCUCCUUAUAUUUCACAACUUAUUCUGGACUAAUCUUUGUGCUAAAUUUAACUUUGAGUUGAACAGAAUAAUUAGAAUCCUUAAACUACUUUGUUACCCUUAAAGAUAAACACUCUUCAGUCCAAACAAAUCUGUCAGAGGUUUGCUAAAUUGAAUUUAAUUGCAAUUGACAUGUACACACACCACUCAAAAGGGUAAUUACAGUUUAUGGGUUUCAAUUAGAGCAAAUAAAAACGAGAUGAACUAAUGAACAUUGGUUUGUCUUUGUGUCAAGUGAUCGUGGACUUCCCUUUGGAUGACGAUGCUAAUGUCAGUAUGAUUGCUUGGACAACAACCCCAUGGACACUUCCUAGUAACCUUGCUCUUGUCGUAAACCCUGACAUGGACUAUGUGAAAGUCACAGGUACUGUGAAUGUGUGUACAGUUUGUUCAUUAAUGCAGCACAGAGGGCAAAGUAAGACCUUUACACUGAAGUGAGCAAUAGUUGUAUUUUUUUGUUGCAGUAAUGUUUUACUUGCUUUCUAUUCUUUCUUUCUGCAGACAACACCACAAACAGAGUUUAUAUCAUGAUGGAAGCUAGGCUUGAAGCGCUUUUCAAAAAGCCAGAGGAGUACACAGUUUUAGAAAGGUUUUUAAUUCUUUCUGUUUGAACAUGUAAUAGUGACAUAGUGUUAAAUAUGUAUGUGAUUGAAGUAUAAUAUCAACUUUUAAAAUAUAUUAUAAAACUUUGUUUGCAAAAUUGUGAUAUGUAAAGAAAAUGUUCACACUGGGGAUGCCCUCAUGAAAAAUUAUUUAGAAAAUAUAGUUCGACUCUCUUGGCUCCAGAGACUGUAGAGAACUGACGUAAAGAAAUUUUUAAGAGAAUGACUGACACUAAAUGUUUCUCUUUUUAGGACACUAUAGAUUUUAUAUUUAAUUAAUUGAUAUCUUGCAAGUAAUUUUUUUGUCUUUUUGAAUAGAUUUAAAGGAUCUAGCCUGGAGGGAAAGACUUACAAACCUCUUUUUACAUAUUUUCAAGAUGUAAGCAAAUUGUGUUGAUUUAUUCCUCACUUUCCCAAUCUUUACAGUCUUCUUUUUUUUUUUUUUUUUUUUUACCAUAUUACAGCAGUCCAUCAACCCUCAGCCUUAACCUUUUUCUGAAACUGUUAAAAAAAAGUCAGUAGUAGUUCACUUUUGGAUUUAAUGAAUUUAAUUUUCUGUGUACUAGUCAAGUUUGAUAGCUUCCUACCUAUCAUGUCUGUAAAGUGGUACCCAUGUUGUGGUAUGUUGUGGUUAGUCUCUGCUUAUCAAACUGUGUUUGAGUAAUUUUGAGUACCCAAUGGCAGCAAUGACUAGUUAUUAAAACUACGUGAUAUUAUGCUGCAUGAACAUUAUUUUGCUAGUUUGAAAAUACUGUAACAUGCUGCAAUAACAUAUAAGUGUGACUUUGCAGCAUCUUUUCAGAGCCAGUUAUUUCAUUAUUACACACAUAUGAAAAGUACUAGCCAUGUUUACAUUGGUUUAAUUUCCUUUAUUUAUUCUAACCAUUAUUUUUCAGCUCAAGGCUAGUGGAGCUUUCAGGGUGUUAGCAGAUGGCUAUGUAACAGGUGAAAGUGGAACUGGAGUGGUCCAUUCUGCACCAGCCUUUGGCGAGGUUUGCUCUAUUAUAAUGAUCAUUUGAUGGUAAAUUCUAUAAUUUGAAUGUUUCAUUGGGUACUAUGUAUAGUAUGACAUUUUAAGUGUAGCUAUGCCUUUUUUUUGGUCUUGUUCAUUUAUCUUUAUGUAACAGUCUGUGGCAUUAAACAUAAUGCUUUCUGCAAAAAGAGAGUGAAUGUUAGAAAGCUAACCAACAAAAGACCAUUUUAGCUGUGAGGUUUCACCUUCUCACCAAACCUGUUUUAUUUCAGGAUGAUUACAGAGUCUGUUUGGCAAGUGGAAUUGUAAAAAAGGGUGGAAAACUUCCUUGUCCUGUAGAUGCAAGUGGAAAAUUCACCAGUGAAGUGUCUGACUUUCAAGGGCAACAUGUCAAGGUACACAUACAAUACACAGAAAUGGAUGACAAAUUUUGGCAGAGUGCAUGUAGGUGUACUCCACCAUGAGUAUACCUACAGGGGCUUUUAAAGCAAAACAUUGUUUGUAGGUCAGGCUUGGAUAUGUUUUGGUUCCAGUUUUUUCAAACUCUCUUUUUCAUGUAAUCAUAUACUGAAUAUAAGGCAAAGAAAAAUAAAAACAAGUUUGAAAAUUGUUAAUCCAAGGAGAAAUCUUUUAAUGAAAUGUCACCAAAAAAUAUCUGUCAUGUCCAUUUUAUCUAAAGAUGUGUCAUUUUGUGGUGAAAAAUGCUUUAUCACUAAGAGUUAAAAUGUUGACCAUGUAACAUAAACAUGUUGUGGCAGGAUGCUGAUAAGGUCAUCAUGAAGUGGCUCAAGCAGCAGCAGAGACUGGUUCACCAAAGUACUCAUAAACAUAGCUAUCCAUUCUGCUGGAGGUAAGAAGGAUUCCAUAACACAGAGACGUGCACAAGAUUUACAUCAUGUAAUGCUAGUAUAACUGAGGAGUCAAACAAUCAUAAGAAACAUGUUCUUGAAUUACAAGUUGGUAGACCACCAAAGCAUUUUUGGUCCAAGGUUUGAAGGUAUAUAGGUUGUUUAUUUGCAUUGUAAGAACAACAAAGGUUUUUUCUGAUUAUGGCAUGCAUUAGGUCUGAUACACCGUUGAUUUACAAGGCUGUUCCUGGCUGGUUUAUCCAAGUUGAAUCUCUUGUUGACAAGCUUUUGGCCAAUAACAAACAGUCCUAUUGGUAAGCAGUACAAAUCAAUACUGAAACAAAAAGUUAGGAGAAAACAAGCUACAAACAUGAUCCAUGUUGUGGGUCAAACUUUGUUGGUUUUCCAAUUCCUCUUCCAUUGUAUGAUUAUCAUAAUGAAUGAAAGAAACUGUGAUGGAAUAAUUUAAAAACAAAGAAGUAAUAACAUGUAAUAGUAAUGUGCAUUUCAACAGAAUGCAUUUUCAACAGAUAAGCUGCACAGAACCACAACCACAAGUAUACUUAAGUCAAGUGUUUAAAAGAGAAGCACUUAUCAACAUUAAAUGAAGAUGUCAAUUAGUGAAUUGCAAAUAAAUGUAAUAGUUGUUUGAACAGUGGCUUGUGCCAUUUUACACCCACAUACAAUUUAUUGUCUUUUUGAUAAGGGUCCCAGAAUUUGUACAAGAAAAACGUUUCCACAAUUGGCUUGAAAAUGCCCAUGACUGGAAUAUAUCUAGAAACCGUUACUGGGGCACACCAAUUCCUCUGUGGGUCAGUGAUGAUUAUCAAGAGGUAUGUCAAAACCCUUGGUUUUUCCUCUUAAGGUGAUGAUAUGAACCUUGUAUAGAGCACAACCAGUUGUUGAGCCAGAGGAGCUGAAACUUUCAUCAGGUGUUCAAACAUCUUCUUUUCUCUUCCUUUUGGUCACUCAUAUGAAUAUUUUCUCCUUUUACAACCAGUUAAUAUGUUAUUUAGACAGUCACAAUAUGUGAGAACUGUAUGUCUUCAGCAACAUAAUGGACAAGGCCACAGCUGCUUGCACCAAUUUUUUAGUUAUUGCCUCCCUUUUCUCAAUAAUUGAUAGAAUUAUCUUAUUAGAGGUGAUGGAUUACAUUUUUUUGAAUUUCAUACAACAGGUUGUUUGUGUUGGAUCCAUCGAUGAACUGGAGCAGUUGUCUGGUGUCAGAGUCAGUGAUCUUCACAGAGAAAGGUAUAACUUCUUGCUUUAAUUGCAAUAGACAUUUAUAAAAUUUGAAUCAUGCUAUAGAAUAUAUAGCUGUAGAAUAAUUGAAUAAAACUCACACAUUUUCUUUUUUAUCUCUCUUUUUAUUUUCUAAAUUUAACUUAAAAAUUCUUUGCCAGUGUGGAUGACAUUACAAUCCCGUCUAAAACAAAUAGAGGAGUUCUUAGAAGAGUCCCAGAAGUGUUUGACUGCUGGUUUGAAAGUGGAAGGUAACUCAUACAUGUAUAUUUGUAAGUCAGCCACUGUGAUGAAUUUUAGAGCAAUUAUUUUUUGGCAAUUUUUGUCAUGGUCCAAUGCUAUAUAAGGAAGUCUGGUUUUGCAGUAAUGUUGGCCAAAUGAAAAAUCAAUUAUUUUUAAAUAAGUAGCUACGUACAGCAAUGAAACCUCUCAUCAAACUUCAUUAAACAAAAUUUAUGUGUGAACUGUACUCAUCAUGCAGCUUUUAUUUUUUUCAGUAUGCCCUAUGCACAAGUCCAUUAUCCAUUUGAAAAUAAAGAAGCAUUUGAAGCAUCAUUCCCAGCUGAUUUCAUUGCUGAAGGAAUUGACCAGACAAGAGGAUGGUAAGUGGCUUUUCCAUUGUUUUAUUUCAACUUUUCUUACAGUAUCUAUGCACUUUAUUUUAAUUAUUGAUUUAAUGUUUCCCUUUACAGGUUUUAUACUCUUCUGGUGAUUUCAACAGCAUUGUUUAAUAAACCCCCCUUCAAGAAUCUCAUUGUUAAUGGACUGGUUCUUGCUGCGUAAGCUUUUUAGCUGCUCUGUAGUUCUAAUUGCUUUGCUCAAGAAUUUGGAUUUUUGGUGAUUUUCUUCUUCAUAUUUAUUUGCCCCAGUCCUGAGUUUUAAUUCUACAAACACUUGUCUGUAGAGAUGGAGCCAAGAUGAGCAAGAGAAAGAAGAACUAUCCUGAUCCAAUGGAGAUUGUGAACAAAUAUGGAGCAGAUGCUCUCAGGUUUGUGACUGACAUUAACAAAUAAAACGCUGUGAAUUUAGUGAUAAACUCUCCUUUGCGCAGCUGUUAUCAGUGAUAACAUUGAAACUGGGAUGAACAUUUGUGGGUUUUGGCCAAUUGUGUGCCAGGUUACACUGAAAUAUAAGGGGAUUUUGAAUUCUGCCUGGCAGUAAGUGGACCUUCAUUAAGAAUCACCAUAUCAUCAACUAUGUAGGAUCGGACCUUUUUUUUCUCAAGAGCACCUUUUUACAGAUUGGUUUUAUUGGUCUUUGUAACUGUACAAUUCUGUAGCUAUGUACUAAUUACCCAGAUUAUUUCAGUGGCAAUUGAAGCUUGUGUAAUUUGAAAUUUUUUAUUUUAGAUUGUAUCUCAUCAAUUCACCAGUGGUAAGAGCAGAAACUCUCAAGUUCCAGGAGAAAGGAGUGAAGGAUGUCAUUAAAGAUGUGUUCCUUCCAUGGUAUAAUGCUCACCGAUUUCUGUUGCAGAAUAUUCAGCAAAUGGAAAGGGUUAGGCAACAUUUUGUUGCUUCAAAUUUAUUCAAAGGCCUUGAAAAUUGCUUUGAAGGUUUAUCUUAUCUGUAAAUGAAAUUUUGUUGUUGUUGUUGUUGUUGAUGAUGAUGAUGAUGUCAGUGCUGCAGUCACAGUACAGUUGAUUACAAAGAGGUUAUUGUAGCUGAAAUAUUUUACAAUUAUUCACUGAAAGGGAGGUGAAUUGUGGUGGAUAUUUACCUUGCCACUUCACAGCUCCAUAAAGAUCCACCAUUAUUCGCUGACCCUGAGGUGUAUAAUUGUUUUAAUAUAUACUACACAGAUACAAAGAAUUUAGUUUAUUUCUUUCAAUACACAGAAAAAUGGGAGGGAAUUGAUCUCUUGACAUGCAAUUUUGUCUCACAAUCUAGUACUUACUGUUCACUUCUGAACUAGCCAAUCAGCACACACUAAAAGUACUAUUCACCUGUGUAGUAUCUACUGACAUAUUAUGUUUGGUUGUACCUUUUAUUUUUUAACAUUUAAAUCUUUGGUUGAAAUAACAGCAUAUGAUUGUUGUAAUCAAAGGUACCAACACUAUAAAUUUUUUUGAAAUUUUACCACAACAAGUUAUUGAUAAUUGAGAAACGUUUUUGAUCAACUUUCCUAACAGCAACAAAGUUUACUGUAUUUUCAGGUAAAAGACAGCUAAUAAUAAUGAAAUGAUAAUUUUGUAUUUCUGAAAUAGGAUGGAAAAAAGUUUGUUCAUGAUGAAGAGGUUCUGAUGAAUUUGGGAAACACACUUGAUCGCUGGAUCAUUUCCUUUACUCAAAGUUUGGUGUUGUUUGUCCACCAAGAAAUGGCAGGUAAGUCACUCUUUACUCUAGGGGCUAAAAACAGCUGGCUGAUUGAGAUGAUGUUGUUAGAUAUAUACUCAAGAAACAGAUUGAGGUCCAUCUUAGUUUGACUGCAGUGCACUGUUUAGUUCCCUAAAAAUAAAGCCACCUUCAUUGUUUUGAUAGUUGCAUCAAUCUUGACUAGAGUAUGUGCACAACGUAGAACUGUGUUGCAAAGAAACCACUUUUAAUAAUUUUAGUACAUGUCUAACUUUUGCGUCUGGCUUUGGAGGACAAACUCUUUUUGACAUCCCUAAACUACUCUAUGUAAGGGUGUUAAGCCAGUAGACUGAUUGAAAGUAUGAAUUAUCACAUAAGUAUCAAUUACCGGCAUGUGGUUGUGUUUAUGAUGGCUCAAUGCAGUAAGGAGUCCUUGGCCAGCCUUGAAAAAUAUGUUGAUCGUAGUAAAAUGACUUACUGAAAGUGACUAUGCACCACUUUUUUUUGUAGCCUAUCGACUGUACACUGUUGUUCCUCGGCUGGUCAAGUUCAUUGACUAUCUGACCAAUGUGUAUGUGCGAAUGAACAGGAAGAGACUCAGGGUAAGGGAUUAAUGAACUGUGAAGGGUCAAGGCGUAACUCUUUGGUAAAACACGACUUCCUUCGUGAGAUAUCUUUUGCUGUGACAGUUUAUUGUGCCACGUACCUCUACAUUACUUACUUUUUUUUUUCUGAAAUGGCUAACCACAAUGUCAACAUCAAGGCAGAAGUAAGCCUUAAGUAAAAGGAACAUUUCGAAAAUUUUAAAAAUUACAUUUUUAAUUUGCAUCAAAACUUAUUUUAUGGUUUUUCAUGUUGUUUAUGUGGAAUUGAUUUGAUUAAAAAACACCUUACAGUAAUUAUGAAGGAACACAAAAACUUCACCUUUUUUCAAUAUUUGCCGAAGAUUCAAUUGAUACAUUGGAUAUUUUUUACGGUGUAGGGGGAGUAUGGGGACAAGGAUCGUUACGAGUCACUUCAGACGCUGUUCAGUGUUGUAUUUACCAUCACAAGGUUAAUGGUAUGUUCGGAUAUGUUGAUUUUGAACAAUCAGAUACUAAACUCACACCUGUAAUUAACUCUAAGUCAGGAAUGAUAGUAAGCACGCAUCGCUACAGUGGUAGGCAAGUUAUGUAUUCUGUGAGAACACGAGUCCCGGCGGAGUUAGUUGCUUACUAAAAAGAUCCAUUAUGAUCUCGAAUUCAAUUUAAACACGGCAGUGUGUCGGUCUUACGAGUGAAUUCGUGUUCUCUUGUUUCCAGGCGUCAUUCACUCCAUUUCUUACAGAGUUCAAUUAUCAGUCUUUGCGGCCUUUCAUACCAGAAAGUAUGAAAAUCGGAGAAACAGAGAGUAUCCAUUAUUUGAUGAUCCCUAAGGCCAGGUGGGUACAUUUACUGUCUUAUUACUCUUUGUGAGCUAGUUUUAAUCUUAAUACACGGUUAAGAAAAAAAUUUGACCUCGUUAUAAUUGUUUUUUACUAAAAUAAGUUUUCACUGACGUCCUAGAGGACAUUAAUUUUUUCAUGGAUUGAGCAUAUAUUAAGAAAUGUCAAGUUUGUGAUGAGGGAAAAAUGUUAAACAGACAUCAGAAUUUGUGAGCAAACUGAAGCUGUGCUUGCAGCUGGUUCUGGCUGUGAGCAGUGCUCCACUGACCCAUUUCUGCCCUUGAAUUUACGGAACGUGUGGCUGCAAUUAGUUCAAUCUUUAUUUCUCAACUGCCCCUGUGCUUUGGUUUUUAUUUGCAUAGCACGUUUUUUUAAUUCCACAACUCAUCAUUAUUACCUUAACAAAAUAUUUUAUCUGAAGGGAAAAUCUAAUUGACAAAGAGAUUGAGAGAAGAGUAGCCCUGAUGCUAACAGUGAUUGAACUUGGCCGAGUCGUUAGAGAGAGAAAAACUCUUCCGUUGAAGGUAAGAAUCCCUCUCAGCGAUAAAUUUCUCAUGUGAAGUAAGUUUUAAGAGUUGUGAUAUUUCAGAGAUUUUGCGGUUUGAUAAAGAUGGUAAUAGGUAUAUGAAACUAUUCUUUGGUUAAUACCGUCAGUAGAUUAACAAAUUAAGCUUGUCUGCGGUGAAAAUUAUUUUAAUGUAGGUUUUAUCAGAAUGGAUUCGUAUCAUAAUAAAAUAUUUGUCAUUUUCGGUGAUGAUUUCAACUCAGAGGCUCGUUAGAGAGACCAAAUCAUUGAGGUAAUUAUACCUUGAGCCUUCAGUAGGUGAUGUGAGUUACAGGAGUUAGUUACAUGAGGAAUUGAGCGGGAGGUGUACAAACAACUUGAGAAAUCACUAAAUCAUCAAAUCUAUCGAUUUUUUUAUACAUCAACUGGACUGCUAUCGUUAAAAAACUCAGUUUUUAAUAUUCAUUCAUAGUGAAACGAAAGAGAAUGGUCGAACUGAUUUUGGUUGGAGGAUAGUUUUGAAUACUGAGCGGGUAGAAUAGGCAGUGAAAGUCAGUGGGUAAUUCUCAGUGAAGAGUAACUGACCCCUUCGCGUUUUUCAAAUCACUUGCGGAUGCGUGACAGGCAGGACAAAUCUGGAGGAAGAGCUCUCUUCAAACGAUUGUCGAUAACAUACCAAGGGGACCUGGAGUUUGGUCUAAGGGUGUGAUAUCCUAUGUACUGUUCAUAUGAUAGCACACAAAACGAAGAAAGUUCUAGUCACCCUUCAAUGCAAUGGCAACCCUUGUGGUAUGUCAUGUGUUCAUAAAUGAACUUUUACCGUUAGCCUUUAUCCUGAAGUUGGGCGUUGGACAACUUGUGAGAAGUUCUUGUAGUUCUUUCUCUAAUAUAUCUUUCUUCCAUUGUCCUGACUUGCAUUGUUAUUUCCAUCGACGUAGGCUUCCUAACAUUGAGCUUUUUUUCUCCAGUAUCCCCUCCCUGAGCUUGUCGUCAUUCACCAGCUGCAACAGACCCUUGAUGACGUGUUAUCUCUGGAAGACUAUAUCAAACAGGUACAUAUCGAUCGAAUACCGCGGACUUUACUAUUCACUUUACUGGUGGUUUUCUCUAAUAACCGUAUUUGAUGUGUCUCUAGGAAGUGAAUGUGAGAAAGUUAACAGUGUCGUCAGACAAAAACAGGUUUGGGGUUCAACUCAAAGCUGAGCCUGAUAACCAGACAUUGGGGCGCAGAUUGAAAGGUGCCUUCAAAGAAGUGUCUCAGGCAAUUAAAGGUAUCUUAUAGCUUGACAAGUUUGUUUGUUUAUGUGAAAGUAUAUUUAAUUGAUCGUUAGUCAGUAGAAGCUAUUAAUUAAUGCCACUUUAAAUAUUUUUGUAGGUCUUUCAGACCAGGAAAUACAAGUGUUUAAAGAGAAAGGAGAGCUGAUGGUGGCUGGGCACUUACUGAGUGGAACAGAUUUAAGGGUGACGAACUAAUCAAUUUUUAUAGUUCGCGGAGUCAAGAGAGAUUGUUCCUAUUCAUACCCACCAUGCAAUUGUAACAACUAUUUGUCUCGGUUGUUAGGUGAUAUACUCAUUUGAUCAGAAUGGAUCAGCGCCAUCAGCAUAUGAAGCAUACUCUGAUGGAGAGGUUAGCGCUGAUUACUUUUAGCGAUUUUUAAUUGAGUAUCGAAAGUAAUCUUGGAUUGCUUUGGUUUUGCUUUACUUCCCUUUGUGAUUGGUCCAGAAAACUCGUGCCACCGACCAUCUCAACCAAUCAAUUGCAGAACUUAAACCAAUUCCGUACCUCCGUGCUUCAACUAUUAAGCAAUUGUAGAAGUUAAAUGAGAUGGAAAGAUACCAUACUGCCAUUGUUGCAAUGAUAUCAUGAUUUCCUUCAUGCCAUCUCAUCCGUGCUAAUAUGACUGGAGAGUUCAAUGAUUCCUGUAAACUGAAGUACAAGCUCUUACCUGACAGACUCAUUUAGUUAGUGCCACCGUUUGUUUUAGACAUGAGUAACGUGCACGUUUUGUUGUCAUCAAGGUACUUGCUCUUUUGGAUAUCACCCCGGAUCAGUCUUUGCUCUCUGAGGGUGUGGCACGGGAAGUGGUCAAUCGAAUUCAGAAACUGCGGAAAAAGGCAAGUGCAGCAAGUCUCAGUGACACCUUGACUUCUGGCUUUUUAGUGUGAUUUGUCGGAACUGUCGGCCAAUUUCCAUCUUAAACCUGAAUACGCAGCAAAGGUGAAACACCUAUUUCUUCCGUUUCUUGCCCCUAAAUAGCUACCAGGUUGUAGCUCUUAAACUUUUUACGGUGGCCAAUUAACGUUAUCAACUCAGUUGAUAAUGCUAAAUUACCCUGUUAUACUCUCUCACCGACGCAGCACCACAGCCUCUUUAGAAACUCAUCCCCUUUAUUCAUCUGCUAGAUUCCCUUACGCUUUAAGAAAAAUUAGAAAAAUUAGAAAAUUCCGUUACCGCGAUCGGCAGGAAAUAUUUACCCGAAUUUAAAUCUAAAAUUAGCUAUUUCUAACUCACUUCGCAUUCGCGAACCACUUUUUAUUCCCUCACUGGGACAUAAUGUGACUUAGAACACAACUCGAGAGUGUCCCUUGGUAGGUUUUGUUGAGGUGUGAACUUGUGAUCCCACAAAUCGUGGCUGACUUCUUACCGUUAUCAUCUCGUUAGGCUCAACUUCAGCCAUGCGACGACAUCACUAUUGUGUUUGACGUUACACAAGGCAUGUUAGAUGACGUCAUCAGUGAACACAAAGGUUACAUUGAAGAUAGUGUUAAGCAACCUGUUGUAUCCAGUUCUCUCGCACCGAGCUUGCCUCUAAUAAUUUCCGAGAAAACAGAGGUAUGUAUGACGCAUCUGCCUGAAGAGUAUUGACGAAAUUUGAUCUAAUUGUUCAUGAAAUUAAUUUUACAAAAAAUUUCAAUUUUUGGGGUUCUAUGGAACAACAACAAAACACGUAGAAAGCUUGUGAAUCAGUAAGCAAUCAGCGUAUGGUCCCUAGAGUUAUGUUACGUUGGCUUGAAGUUGCUUAGCGAGUGUAGGCUUAGAAUAUCCAAAUAGUAUUGUGGCGAGUAUCCAAAAUUUAAGGAUACGGUCUUUCCGAGCUUUCUGCUAGCGUCUGAUUCAUAAACUAAUGACCAACUUUUUGCAUACUGACAAGUGCCCUGAGUCUCUUACUUAGGGUGACCACACUGCAUAGAUGAUUUAGGGGCCCUCCCAUCCAAUAAAAAAUACAUGAUGAUUAUGCCAACUGCAUAGACUAUCUUUUAAGCUUUAUUUAAGAAUUUAAUUCCGUCUUAACCGAUAAUCACUCGAAAUCGAUUACGAACCGACAGUAAUGAAGUUUUUUUUUUGAGCUGCGAGCUGUGUGGAAAAUUCCUUAGUACCUGACCUCGCAACAGCUGACUGCUUAAACAGGACUCAGAAUGGCCCUCAGAGGACAGGAAUCGUCGACUGUAAAAUACCCUGCAACUCUCUUUUUGAAAUGUGGGCACCCAGUAUUUUCCCUAAACCAGUGUGCUUGUCAGGUUUGGUUUUGUUUCGUUUCAUUUGCCUUUAUUCUCAUUUCCAUGGUCAAUUUUAGGUUAAAGGUAGUAUGCUUGAUCUGAAGUUGUUGAAAGGUCAUCAGACUGCAAACAAGGAAAUGACUGUUGGAGAACCGCUGUGCAAAUUUGUAAACGUACUGCUGUGUAGAGGUGGAGCUGGGGUAGUUAAGGGAACUGUGCUUUUGGAGAAUCCUCAGGGCAACCCGGUCAUUUCAUUGGAUCAACUUAAGCGACAGGUACUCUUGAUUGCCGUUUUUUUAUCAUGGUGUGGGCCCUUCUGCUGGGUUGAAGGAGGUUCCCUCAAACAGGUUAUGACGAAGGUGGAAUAGACAGUCGUUCUGAAGCUGCACAAGGUGCUUAGAGUUGUUUGACUGUUCGAUACAACAUUUUACUCUUCUUACCAUCGAACCAAAACUAUUACACUUGUCCUUGUUAAAUACUUGUUUAAUCGUAGUUUAUUUUCUGUUCACUACUCUCUUAUUGUUUGUUGUCUCGUAAUCUGUUAAGCCCGUCUAUUGGAAGGAUACUUCAUUACCGCUCUAUUUACCAUGUUUGAAUGCUUUCAAAACAGGUAGCCGUAAUGUUUAAUCAACAGGAGAGUGCUUUGAAACUGUCUUUGUCGCCAAAAUGUGAAUCAGGUUAGUUCAUAUAUCAACAAUUCAUACUCUGACUGUAAUGUCUGUCCUGUCUUAGUACAAUCCACUUUCCUACUUGUUUUGCUUUUCGUGGUUUAAAUAGCGAUGUUUGAGUGAAAAUUCACUGAGCAAAAAGAAGAAAUAGUCAACAAUUAUUCACUGAAAAGGAGGUAGUUAUCUAGACUUUUCACUGACACUGACGUGGAUAAUUGUUUUUUGAAUAUACCACACAAGAACCAAAAAAUUAGCCAAACUAGCCAAUUGGCGUGCGCGAAAAGUAUUACUCACCGUGUGAUAUAUAUUAAUGCAGUCCAUAUUCUACUUUCUUACUAUACUAAGUGUGUAGUUUAACGUUAUUUUAUCAUUUUCUUUCAGUUGUUACCGACAAAGACAUGUCCAAAUUACAUGGCUCUCAAUUGUACGCUUACGUCACAGGCUGAGUUCGUUUAGUGUAUUUCUGUUGGCGUCAACACCUGACAGCUAAUUUUCCCGAGUCACCAUCUGUUAAUUUUUUUCACCUGCAUUAGGCCCAAUAGUGUUUUGAAUGAAAGUAAAGGUUGAUGUCCAUGACAUUUUUGUCAUGUAAAUUGUCCCACUCAAAACCUUUUUCUUUCAACAAUAUCCUAAAAUUGCCUUUCUAGAGAAUCGCGAGAAUGUAGUUUAAAUUUGAUAAAUUAUCUUCUCUUUGAUAAAAGCAAACACGUGAACACAAAUUUAACAAAAAAAACACGUGUAUUAAUUACUGUUCCCUUCUAAAAGAAAAUUAAAUAGCUAAACAGCACGGUGCAUGUGCCAACGAUGAUGGAACCACAUUCUUUCCAUGGAAAUAAACAAGAGGAGAAGAACUAUCUUGUGCGAAAUUUUUCCGUUUGAGAUUUCGUUUAACAAAUAUGACGGC
Messenger RNA from Pocillopora meandrina, 16549 nucleotides. The record is from the annotation of a GenBank genome assembly. NCBI's taxonomy places the organism in Eukaryota, Metazoa, Cnidaria, Anthozoa, Scleractinia, Pocilloporidae.